This is a messenger RNA of Lampris incognitus (smalleye Pacific opah), 891 nucleotides long. Its product is annotated as homeobox protein HMX1-like. The transcript is spliced from 3 exons. Gene Ontology annotation, biological process: negative regulation of DNA-templated transcription; regulation of transcription by RNA polymerase II. Gene Ontology annotation, molecular function: RNA polymerase II transcription regulatory region sequence-specific DNA binding; DNA-binding transcription factor activity, RNA polymerase II-specific. The coding region runs from base 1 to 891 and encodes 296 amino acids. Gene Ontology annotation, cellular component: nucleus. Lineage: Eukaryota; Metazoa; Chordata; Actinopteri; Lampriformes; Lampridae. The record is from RefSeq and is a predicted model, not a curated record.
AUGCUUGACAGUAAAGCGCCGGGAUCGUCCUUCUCCAUUGAAAACCUGCUCCGCUCCACCCGGACCGACGACCGAGGAAGAGCUUCUUCGCUCGGCGGCCGAGUUGAAGCCAAGCGGGCUGAAGUUGGAGGGGAGAGCCGCUGUUCUCCCUCUGCGGCCCGGAUCUGUUCUCUGGGACUGGACGGGGAACCGGUACACGAUAGAGACACGCUGGACUGGUGCGGGACAUCCCCCGGCGACCUCUAUACCAGGAGUCCACAGCACCGACCCAGGACCAGGACCUCGGCGCCCACGGGACGCCGGGAGUCCCCGACUUUACCGGCACCGGCGGACGACAACGACGAGCCGGUGGAGAGAGGAGACACGAGUAUAGCUGAAGACCGAGACGAAGACGAGGAGGAGGAGGAUGAGGAAGAGGAGGAGGGGGAGGACGUGGCGAGGUCCCCCUGCUUCGCGCAAAGCGACGCAGACGACGCCAAAAUAGUGGCGACGCGCAAGAAGAAGACGCGCACCGUGUUCAGCCGCACUCAGGUGUUCCAGCUGGAGUCCACCUUCGACCUGAAACGGUACCUGAGCAGCUCGGAGAGGGCGGGGCUGGCCGCCUCCCUCCAGCUCACCGAGACGCAGGUGAAGAUCUGGUUCCAGAACCGGCGGAACAAGUGGAAGAGGCAGAUCGCCGCCGACGCGGAGGCCGGCGGAGGAGGAGCCGCCGUCCCGUAUCCGGCGCAGAGGAUCGUCCGCGUGCCCAUUUUAUACCACGAGGCUCCCUCACCCACCGUGACCCUGACUAACCUGACUAACUUGCCCCAAGUGUCGCCCCCCGUGGUUGGCUUCUCUAACGCUCUCAGUUACCGUUUUACCCACUUCAGCCACCCGGUGUCUUUCCUAUAA